This is a messenger RNA of Halteromyces radiatus, 1352 nucleotides long. RefSeq lists its product as uncharacterized. The transcript has a single exon. The record is from RefSeq and is a predicted model, not a curated record. NCBI's taxonomy places the organism in Eukaryota, Fungi, Mucoromycota, Mucoromycetes, Mucorales, Cunninghamellaceae. Bases 96 to 1280 code for a protein of 394 amino acids.
AUUUUCCGACAGAAAUGCUUUUGAAACAAAAAGUGAACGGGAAAUGGGUUUUUUUUUCAUUCUUUUUCUUUUUUAUUGCAUUAUUCUUAUAAUAUAUGGAAAAUAAAAAGUUCGUGUUAGGUGAAAAUUCAAAAUCGUAUCCACCAUCUCCACCUUCUAAUUAUAAACGACAUGAAUCACAACCACUUCUCAUAACAACAACAUCACCUCCUUCACCUCCACAUGUAUUAGAAACAACUACAAUCAAUAGCAAUCAUACAAACAAACGAACUAAUCAUCAUACAGUAAAAAGAAGAACAACUGGUAUCAAGUUUAUAAAACGUUCACCAUCUAUGGAAGAUACCAAAUCUACGCGCCGGUCGUUAUCACAACAAGCAAUACAACCUCUAUGUCCAAUACCAACUGUAACACUAUCGUCAUCAUCGUCAUCGUCAUCUAUAUCAUCCAACACUAGUAAACAAAGGAAAUCAUCCUCGAUAUCAUCAUCAAGAGUAAGUACACCUCCUUUUCUUGUUUCUACUACAACUGAAUGCGCUAAACCUGUGGAACAUAUCAUUCAUGCCAAUGCUGUAUCUCCAUCUUCUUCCAAUGCCAAGUUGGAAUUGACCAAUACUUAUUCUCGUGCUCUUCAAAUCUCAUCUACAUCUUCAUCACCUGGUCCUUCACUAUUUUCCAAAUCAACUCAGCAAUCAUCAACUCAACAACAACAACAACAACAGCAACAACAACAACAACAGCAUCAUCAUCAUCGCCUAAUAUCUCGUUUUAUACAAACGGACAAUACAAGCAAUACCGAUGACACGCUUUAUCAACAUGUGGAAAAUGAAUAUUGUACCAUCAAUCAAUAUCAACGACCAAUGUUAAAUAGUCUUAUCAGGUGUUUGACAAACAAGCAAGAAAUUCAUUCUAUGCCAACAUUAUUAUCAUCACCAGUAACAAAAACUACUUCUUUCUCCUUAUCACCAACAACUCCAACACUACAACCACCACCACCACCAUCACCAUCGUCACCAUCAUCAGCGACAGAUCAUCCAUCGUAUACUUUAUCAUCACCAAUAGUAUCACCCUCAUCAGCCAUGCGUAUUGGAUCAGAUCAAUGCCCUCAUGCCGAACAACGUCAAUUCAUCCACAGAACCCAUUUGAAAAGAUUAGAUCAUUCUCUGAAUCAACGUCUUUCUUUACCAUCAGCAACUACAUCAUCACCAUCGUCUUCCAAUCAUCAUUCACCUUGGGUCACUUCUUUAUGGGGUCGUGUUUGGCAUGGUUUGGUCAAAACUUAGUUUCUCUUCUUUAUUUUACCUAGUCUAGAUCAUCUUUUUUUUUUUUUACUCAUUCCAUUAUAUGUAUACUUC